AUGAGGGGGAGCGCUGGCAAGCAGGCUGAGGAGGAGCGCUGGCCAAGCCAGGAGGAGAAGCGCCAGGCCAAGCAGGAAAAGGAGGAGCGCCUGGCCAAGCAGGCUGAGGCGGAGCGCCAGGCCAAGCAGGCUGAGGAGGAACGCCAGGCCAAGCAGGCUGAGGAGGAGAAGCGCCAGGCCAAGCAGGCAGAGGAGGAGCGCCUGGCCAAGCAGGCUGAUGAGGAGCGCCAGACCAAGCAGGCAGAGGAGGAGCGCCAGGCUAAGCAGGCUGAGGAAGAGAAGCGCCAGGCCAAGCAGUCUGAGGAGGAGCGCCUGGCCAAGCAGGCUGAGGAGGAGCGCCAGGCCAGGCACGCUGAGGAGGAGAAGCGCCUGGCCAAGCAGGCUGGGGAGGAAAAGGAACGCCAGACCAAGCAGGUUGAGGAUGAGCGCCAUGCCACGCAGACUGCAGAGCAGGGGGAGGAGCGCCUGGCCAAGACGGCUGAGGAUGCGCGCCUGGCCAAUCAUGCUGAGGGGGGGCAGCAUGUCACGCAGGCUGAGGAGGAGCGCCAGGCCAAGCAGGCCGCGGAGGGGCCCCAGGCCAAGCAGGCUGGGGAGGACGAGGAACGCCAGGCCAAGCAGGCUGAGGAUCCUGAGGACGAGCGCCAGGCCAAGCAGGUUGAGGAUGGGCAGCGCAUGGACAAGCAGGCUGAGGAGGAGGAACAGCUCCAGGCCAAGCAGGCUGAGGAGGAGCGCCAGGCCAAGCAGGAAUAUGAGGAGCGCCAGGCCAAGAAGGCUGAGGAGGAGAAGCGCCAGGCCAAGCAGGCAGAGGAGGAGCGCCAGGCCAAGCAGGCGGAGGAGGAGACGCGCCAGGCCAAGCAAGCUGAGGAGCAGCGCCAGGCCAAGCAGGCCGCGGAGGAGCGCCUGGCCAAGCAGGCUGAGGAGGAGCGCCUGGCCAAGCAGGCUGGGGAGGAGCGCAAGGCCAAGCAGGCUGAGGAUGAGGAGCGCCAGGCCAAGCAGGCUGAGGAGGCGAAGCGCCAGGCCAAGCAGGCUGAGGAGGAGAAGCGCCUGGCCAAGCAGGCUGAGGAGGAGCGCCAGAGCCAGGCGACGCUGGCGACCAAGCGCUCUGCCGACGAGAAGGCGAAGGCAGGACCCAAGCAAAAGGCCUUGAAGAAGGCUGGCGAG
Molecule: messenger RNA, 1161 nt
Organism: Prorocentrum cordatum
Lineage: Eukaryota; Dinophyceae; Prorocentrales; Prorocentraceae
Source: the annotation of a GenBank genome assembly